This is a messenger RNA of Eruca vesicaria subsp. sativa (arugula), 174 nucleotides long. The record is from the annotation of a GenBank genome assembly. NCBI's taxonomy places the organism in Eukaryota, Viridiplantae, Streptophyta, Magnoliopsida, Brassicales, Brassicaceae.
AUGGAUUUCGGGUGGGGUGAGCCGGUGAAUAUUGUCCCGGUGGUCCCACCAGAGAUAGCUAAAAUUGUUAGUAUGUUCAUGCCAGCGUCGAGGUUAGAACGUGUCCAAGUCAUGAUUACGUUGCCAAGAGCUGCAAUGUUUAAGUUUCAAGAAGAGAUGAAUGCUCUUAAUUAA